CCCAAUCAGCUGUUCGUGCAGACAAAAAAUGAAAGACGUUUACGUUUACACAUUUACUUAUUGAAUAAACGAAAGAAAAUGAGUCAAUAUAGUCACAUCAAAUAUACGACAUCGCCAACGCCAUCCGUGGUGUCGGGCUACUCGAGCGCCUCGCGGCUCCAUUCGCCGCUUCCGCCACCUGUGGGACAUCGCAAGGAUUGCCUGUCGGCGACAUCAAAAACCUACAAAUAUCUUCGACGCUUAUUUAAAUUCAAUCAAAUGGACUUUGAAUUUGCAUUGUGGCAAAUGAUCUAUUUGUUUAUAUCGCCACAGAAGGUGUACAGAAACUUCAAUUACCGGAAGCAAACCAAAUCUCAAUUUGCACGCGAUGAUCCCGCCUUUCUACUGCUCCUCCUUGUUUGUCUCUUUGUAACCUCUGUGGGAUUUGCUUAUGUGCUAAACUUGUCCUUUUGGCAAAGCGUCGGAUUUAUAUUCUAUGUGAUUAGUGUCGAUUGCAUAUUUGCUGGCGUCAUAAUUGCAUCAUUCUUUUGGGCGGUCACAAAUCGUUUCUUGCGCACCAGCAAUUUGGAGCCGGACAUUGAGUGGGGCUAUGCAUUCGAUGUGCAUCUGAAUGCAUUCUUUCCGCCUCUAAUCUUAUUGCAUUUCAUCCAAUUGUUCUUUUACAAUUGGCUAAUCAGUCAGACAUGGUUCAUAUCGCGAUUCCUCGGCAACUCCUUCUGGCUAAUGGGCAUGAGCUACUACGUAUACAUCACUUUUCUUGGCUACAAUUGUAUUCCGCAUCUGAAGAAUACACGCCUCAUACUCAUUGCGUUGCCCAUUAUCUUUCUGUUGUAUCUUGUCGUCACUAUCAUUGGCUGGAAUGCAACAAUAUCCUUUGUGAACUUCUACAAAUAUCGUGUGUAUUGAGGAGGAUUUGACGAUGUGGACUGUAAAUUAUUUUGCUUCUUAGCUGCUAGGCGAUCCCUACAUUAAUGACUAAUAAUACUUACUACUGUAGCAUAAUCCAUGUUAAUAUAAACAUCGUAUUAAAGUUUAACUUUCCAUUUGAAAA
Drosophila grimshawi is the source of this 1051-nucleotide messenger RNA. RefSeq names its product protein unc-50 homolog (gene Unc50). The transcript is spliced from 3 exons. The record is from RefSeq and is a predicted model, not a curated record. Gene Ontology annotation, cellular component: Golgi membrane. Bases 79 to 906 code for a protein of 275 amino acids. Lineage: Eukaryota; Metazoa; Arthropoda; Insecta; Diptera; Drosophilidae.